This is a messenger RNA of Helianthus annuus (common sunflower), 1290 nucleotides long. RefSeq lists its product as uncharacterized. NCBI's taxonomy places the organism in Eukaryota, Viridiplantae, Streptophyta, Magnoliopsida, Asterales, Asteraceae. The record is from RefSeq and is a predicted model, not a curated record. Bases 288 to 944 code for a protein of 218 amino acids. The transcript has 4 exons.
AAAAAGGGACAUGAAAAAGGAAUAUGAAAAAGGAAAGAAGGAGGUCGGUUCCUUGAGCCGGACGGUCUCUUAGGUUCGGUUUCGAGCACAGGUUCGGUUCUAGGUUCGGGAUUUGUCCACUUCAUUAUACAUUUCAAACUCACUUUGUGAUAAGAACAACCCACUCACUCCAUUCUCUCAUUUCAACUCCUUUGCUCCUACCAUCAGUCUCCCCCGUCGUGAAACUGGCAAUCGACAACCAAAAAACCAUCGUCGUCCGUGAAUUCAAGCCUAUAAACCGCAGUGUCAUGGGUGCCGAAGGACCUAACGAAGACGAUAAGAAAUGGCCGCCGUGGUUGAAACCGAUGCUUCGUGAAAGUUUUUUCGUUCAAUGCAAACUACACGCGGAUUCGCACAAGUCAGAAUGUAACAUGUACUGUUUGGAUUGUAUGAACGGCCCUCUAUGUUCUCUCUGUCUCAAUCACCAUAAGGACCACCGUAGCAUUCAGAUUCGUAGAUCAUCAUAUCACGAUGUAAUUAGGGUUUCUGAGAUUCAGAAACACCUAGACAUCACUUCAGUACAGACGUACGUCAUCAACAGUGCGAAAGUCGUUUUUCUUAACGAACGGCCACAACCGAGGCCAGGAAAAGGUGUAACGAACACCUGCGAAGUAUGCGAACGGAGUCUUCUAGACUCGUUCCGCUUCUGCUCGCUCGGAUGCAAGAUCGUCGGAACAUCGAAGAAUUACGAACGGAAGAGUAAUCAAUUGAUGGUGCCGGUAUCGGAUUCAGAGGAGUCGUAUAGUAGUAACAGGCAUGGACGGCGGAUGAGUAUCUGUAACGGAAGAGUUCACAGCUUUACGCCGUCGACGCCGCCGCCGAUGGCCGGCGGUUUCAGGGCGGCGAAGCGGAGAAAGGGGAUUCCUCAUAGAGCACCAAUGGGAGGAAUAAUCAUAGAAGUCUAAACAGCCCCCUAGACUAUUGUUUAAUUACUAUAAAGUCCUUUUAGUUUUAUACUUUUGUGAAAUGCAUCCCUUUUCCACUUUCUGGGUGGGAAUUGUGAAAUGUGAAAUGCCCUUGUUACCCUUUGUACAAAAUAGCAGUCUACUGUCUCCUAUAGUAUAUAGUAUAAGUUAGAAGUAGGAAAAGAAGGGUAAAAGUGUCAUUAUGAGUAGUUGGAGUGGAGUUAUACAGUUUUUUUUUUUCUUUAAUUAUAGGAAAAAGAAUGUAACUAUGGUUGUCGUGGUCUAAAGUUUGGAAAAUGUGGUUUGCUUUUAUAAUGAUAUGAAAUAAGUAUUGUGUAUUAUUAAA